Messenger RNA from Sesamum indicum (sesame), 2908 nucleotides. RefSeq names its product Nucleoside diphosphate kinase family protein. The record is from RefSeq and is a predicted model, not a curated record. Gene Ontology annotation, biological process: GTP biosynthetic process; CTP biosynthetic process; UTP biosynthetic process. Gene Ontology annotation, molecular function: nucleoside diphosphate kinase activity. Lineage: Eukaryota; Viridiplantae; Streptophyta; Magnoliopsida; Lamiales; Pedaliaceae.
UGGACGUGCUUCGGAGCAGCAGAGUUACCUUGUAGCAUUUCCCGCUCUGCCAGUUGUUGUAGUUGCCAUAUUACUGACGAGAAAUCACUUUUGCGGCGGAAUUGCACCUAAUACUCUGUGUGCUUCUGGUUCCAGUUGUCAUCCAAAUGGCUCUUCGGUUCGGUCCUUGCUUCGUGAUGUGCCUUCUCCUCUGCGUUCUUAUUUUUCCUCUCCGAUCUUCAGCUAAUGUGGAUACAAUAAAAGAGAAGACCCUGGCAAUUAUUAAACCAGAUGGAGUCAAUGGUAACUACGUUGAUGUGAUAAAGAAAACUAUUUUGGGUUCUAGCUUCAGCAUAACACAGGAGAUGCAGCUUCAGUUAAAUGUGAAUACAGUGAAAAGUUUUUAUGCUGAGCAUGCUUCGAAGAGCUUUUUCUCAGGCCUUGUUCAGUACAUGACAAGUGGGCCGGUGGUGAUAAUGGUCUUGGAAAAGGAAAAUGCUAUAGCUGAUUGGCGUGCUUUGAUUGGACCCACAGAUGCGAACAUAGCUAAGGUGACUCAUCCAAAAAGUGUCAGAGCCUUCUGUGGGCUCGACUUGCAAAGAAACUGUGUUCAUGGUUCAGAUUCGCCACAAUCUGCUGCCAGAGAGAUAUCUUUUUUCUUUGAGAAGUCAUCUUCAGCAGCCAUUGUUUCACAGCAUGAUGAAUUAUAAAGUUGUGGAUGCUUAGAAGUGAUUCAUGCUCUGUCAAUACCUUGGCCCACCUGUUAUCCAUAGAAGCCAUCAAUUAUUGACGACUGCGAAACUUCUUUUGGGAAAUUGGAUUUGAAUGGCAUUGAUAUCCUAGUUAGGUGCUUUAUGGAAGGUUUUCCACUCUCACUCUUUCAUUCUCUUACUUUCUUAUUUGUUAGUUACCUUGUUCUUCUAGGUAGAAAUUCCAGAAUGUUAAGGUUGCCUACACAAAUUGUUAACUUAUAUGGAUGUUCUAUAACUUGUAUGAAUACAAUGGAUGAACAUGAUUCAUGGGGAUGACUGAGAGUUCCAUUCUGAAAACAUGAAUGCUGAUUAUGUAAAUAUCUUUUACCCAAUAUAUGCUUGUGAAUACUCACAGACGAAAUAUAUGGUAUAUGUUAUAUGCAACCCACACAAAAGCGCUACGUUGAUCGUUGCUCACUACUUUGACUUGUUUCUUAAUGUGAGUUUCAUACUGAGCAAGGGAAAAGUAUGUCUUUUGAGUUUCAAAGAGAUAUUUGUGAAAUGCGUACCUGAGGAUACUAGUAUAUAGAGAAAGAUAGUUACUCCUUUCUGAAAUUUCUUGUGAUUGCCUUUUGAUGAUGGUCUCAAGUACAAGAUAGCAUAUCGCCCGAUGGAACUUAUCCGCCAGAAAAUGAUAAGAACAAGGGGUGGAGCUCUAUUCAGUUAAGUAAUAUUUGACUGAGUCUCCUAUUAAAAAAAAAUGAACUUAUUUUCUUGUUAAACUGAAAAAAAAACAUAGUGUCUGUGUUUCUUAUUUUUGUUUUUGUUGCCUAAAUAUGUCAAGUCUCUUUCUUGGCAAACAUGAGUUGCAACUUAUUAAAUUGUUCAGCCUCGUGUUUUGAAUGGAAGGAUAUAUACGAGUUUAGAUAUAUUAUCUCAGAUGGAAAGUCCCAAUUACACCAGAAGUAGGUUUGCUUUCAAAAGUUGCUUGUUGUUAAUUUUUAAGAAAGUUAAUGAAAAUGAUAAUAUAGUGGCGUGUGCACACUUGUAGGUUUGGAGUAGAUAUUGAUAGACAUACUGGAGUUGCCAUUUGUGCUAGCAUUUUUGCUAUUGCUGAUGCAGAAUGGACAUGUUCCAUGGCAGGUGUUGAGCCAAUGGCAGUUUUUUAAUGAAUCACUUACUAUAUGUUUGAAAAUCUUUGUGGAUAGUUUUUCGUCGUGGUUAUCCUAAAGCUGUAUUCACCCAUAAGCUGGCAACUUUUAGUGGUAUUAUUCACUCCGUCAUAUGACACAUGUACCUUGUGAUGAUAAUGAGAUGUGGCCGGAAUGCUUAUCAGGAGUAAACAUGUGAUAACCUUGUGUGAAGGAAGAGGUAAACAAAAAAGAGAAAGGUGGAAUUAAGGCUAACUGUUUGAAAUUGUUUCUACAAAUACAUCUGUCCUGUUUAUGACUGGUCCAGUGGUGUCGAGAUAAUUCUUGAUUUUCUAUCCUUUUUAAUCUAGAAGCCAAACUUGAAUUCCCCUCUAUCAUGAAUUUGUUUAUUUUUCAAUAAAAUAUCUGGUACAGAAGGCGAAGAAUUGAAUAUGCCUGCAUUCAUUGGUAGGAUCACUAUGUUCAAAUUUGUCAUUGCAACCCAACUGGUCCAAGCAUUAUUUUAACCAUGCUUUACAAUGCCCAGUUUAUGUACCACGACAUGGAAAUCUUGUUAAAGUUAGUCCCCUUAUUUCUGAUGAAAUGAAAGGUGCUAUUAUAAUUGCUUAUGCCUGACUUUGAUUUGUGAAUACUGCAAGCCUUCUGCAUUUUAUUUGUGAAUCUUAGAGAAUGAGAAAACUCUUUAAUUCCUUAAAAACAUUGAGAUCUUUCUGCCUGAAUUUGAGAAGAUAAGACUUGUCAUUACAGCUAAUUUCAGAUUUGGGACCAUUCUUGAAUCUAAUGUGCUUCAUGAAUCAUGUAACUUGUUAAUAAUGUUGUAAUUGAGCUCCUCCCAAUCAAUCUCUGCAUGAUAUGAUUGGGACUAAUUUUCGUGCUUUUGUGUUGUCAACUCUGUUAUAAAUUCUGGGUCAAUUUCUGAACGAGUAUAUCAUCACUGAACUGUGCUUCUGAUGGCACCACGGUACUGGAUUCUUGGAUACCAGUAUAUAUAUGCACGAAAGAUUUAGCAUACCAGUUGAUAUAUUUCUAUUACAUUGUUUAUGUAGUAUAUACUUGAGUCAUUUGAUGAGUGACAAGGUUCACAAC